This is a messenger RNA of Schistocerca gregaria, 3487 nucleotides long. RefSeq lists its product as uncharacterized. Lineage: Eukaryota; Metazoa; Arthropoda; Insecta; Orthoptera; Acrididae. The transcript is spliced from 17 exons. The coding region runs from base 1111 to 2793 and encodes 560 amino acids. The record is from RefSeq and is a predicted model, not a curated record.
AUUGUUUUAAGGAAUAUGUAUAUUUAUAUGUUCAGAGCAAGCCGUGUGCAGAAAAUUGGUUAAUUAACUGUCAAACAGUACAAGUUACAGCUUUGCUUGCUACUUAUUUGCUUUGAUUGUUAAUAACAGCAAGAAAAAUAAAAUGGGACGUCGGAAAUAGCAAUAUACUACCCCUAAAACUCACAAGUUUCUUAGCCUGACAGGAAAAUGUCACGGAAUGGGUGGAAAACAUGAAGUGGUACCCUCUUGAGAAUAGAAGUAAAUUAUUUAGAGGAAGAUCACAUACAAAUGUUCAAGAACCAGAAUUAAGUGAAGAAUCUCGAAGCAUUUUUCAGCUACCUACAAAUAGCUCCUAUAAGGGUCGCGAAGAUAGAGCUAGGCUAAUUAUAGCACCCACAGAGGCAUUGAAAAUGUUAUUUUUACGGCACCCCAAACGCUACUGGAAUGGGAAGAUACUUUAACAUGUGGUACCAUGUCAAGAACGUACUGCCAUUCAUUUCACAGUGGUUUUCUUAGUAUAGGUGUAAUAGGAACUUGUGGAAUACUUUAUCAGUUUUCACUCUAUAAAUGAACUAGAUUCUGUCUGUAGCUAUUAAAUGCAUCACUUUCUCAAGUAAGCUACGGUUCCCCUAUAAAAUAUUAUUUUCUCAAAUAGAAUCCAUUUGUGAUCUUAAUUAUCAAGCUUACGUCAGUUGCGUGGCAACACUGAUAAUUAACUCAGUGUUGCUAGCACCAGUUUUACUGUUUUGUAAGUAAUUACGUUUAAUUAUUAUUAAGGAAAAUAAUAUGUAAGAACAUGUGUAUAGCCUUUGUACUACGUUGCAAUCGAGAUGGUUCUACUCCUAUGUUACGUAUUAUCUCCUUGUGUAUUGCAACUUUUUGUUUAUUGAUCUUUGAGUCUUGAAAAGAAAAAUGACAUUUGGCUAUUCGAGCAGGUAGAAUGGAAGUGGUUUUUAAGUUGUUUUGUGAUUGUAGUACUCGUUUCGUUUUUUGUGGCCUUUCAUGAUGAUAUGUAUGUUGGCGUUUGGUUUGGCUCUCAGUAGCGUGUGAUCGUCUGGGAAAGUUUGAUUCUAAUCGUGCGAGAUAGAAGAGGAAGAACAGUUGAUCACCAUGUUGGAAGCAGAGGCACCACAAAGUUCGAGUACCGGAGAAUCGCUAUUGACUGAGAAUGCCAGAUUGGAGAACAAGGUGGCACAGCUCAGCAGGGAGAAGGAGGAGCUGCUGCGCAAGGUGGCCCACUACGAGGAGUACACCAAGCGCCUGUGCACAAUGCUGAGGAAGCUGAAGGGCUCGAUCGACGGCCUCGCGGGCCAGAGUGCGUUGAUCGGUGAAGCCCUGUCAUACAGCUGCGAGGCCGAGAACAGUGAGCAGAAUGAAGAAAAUGUCGUCCCUGAACAGCCGCAGAUCCAGGCAAAGAAACAAAUGCAGACAGCUUCUGUUCUGCCCAUGGUUCGUGGGUUUCCCAUAAGGCGCAUAAUUGUGCCACUGCAGAGGUUAAACAUCAAUUCCCACAGGCACCGGCCAAACAGAAUUCAUGGGCACAGGAGAGAGCCGUGGUGGCGCGAGACAGAGCCGGAGACACCGGAGCCGCUGCAGGAGACGCACCCGCACCCCCACCGGCCAGGCCAUGGCCAGCGGGUGCCAGUGCGGCGGCUGCAGAGGGUGGAGCGGCGCCCACACCGUGCCGUCGUCCGGCCGCGGUCCCGGCCCGGCGCGCGCAGGCGGCAGGAGGCUGCCGUCGUGGAGCGGGCUGGCGCACAGAACCGCAGGGGCGGUUCAUCUCACCAGAUGCUGCAGGCAGUUGUUUUGCUGCAGCGGCUGUCCUUAACGCAGCACCAGCAACAGCAACAGCAGAGAAGGGAGCAGGAAUCUCAGCCCUCGCAAGCAGACGGCAUACGCACACCAGUCGUAAUGCUGAGAGACAUCUCGACAACUGUGCAGGUUGGGGAUAGGGUGACUCCGAAACUGGAGGAGCCUGCAGCAGCAACCAGUGUAAAGAUGAAGCCCACAGAGGGGAGUUCCGCCGUCCCGUCAGUCCUAGAGGAGGGCGACAGAGUGGGUCUGGACGUUGCCCGAGCAGGGCCAUCAGGCUGGGCAGGUGUCGUGCUGCCUGCCCCUACAGAAGCUGACACGGUAGCUGUGGCCGGUGAGGCCGCCGGUGGAUCACAGUCGGAAGAUACCGGUGCAGCUCCAUCAGAUGGGCCAGAGGCUGAAGUGGGACCCUGCCAGGAACUGCCCCCUGUUCUCACACCUGCUGAACAAGGAGAAUUCACAGUGAGUGCAGAAGAAGCAGUGGGUGAGAAAGCCGCCGAGCCACCACCGCCUCCCCUCUCUCCGUCUCCAUUGUGUGGUGGUGGACACCCAGCUGGGGCUGCGGCCAAUGAAGGGGAGGCUCCUGAGGAUGAAGGUGGAGCUCUGCUGCGUCCUGAGACAAUUCUGUCAGAGAUGGAAGCAAUGCCAAGCAGUGAAACUGAAACAGGUGUUGACGCAAGUGCAUCUGAUGACACUUUAGUUGCCCAGCCAGAACCUGCUCAUCUGCAUAAUGGUGAUACAACCACAUCGGGACAGAAUGAGGAAGAGCCAUCAGAUCCAGUUUCUACACCAUCCAGCAGCCGCAAAAGGAAGGCAUCUGCCUCUGUGGACAGCCCUGAAAAGUGUAGCGGGUCACCUCGGUCUGAUGUGGAAAGAGAACAGUCACCGCAUUCUGAAACUGAACAGGGUUCCCGCCCCAGGAGAAGAUGUGCAAUCAGGACAAACUAUGCUCUUUUUUUUGCAGGAUGGAAUGCUGAUUAAGACAACAAAGGAAGAACACAGUUUUAGUAAGAAACUAUAUUAUUGUCUGGUACAUAAUACUGGAACUGUACAGUAUUAAAUAUAUGAGCAAAUGCUUAAUGUACUUAUUAUAAUUUCUGCUCUGGUGGAGAAUGUGUGUGCACCAAUGAAAUUCAGAUUAUUAAAAAUUUUUAGUAUGGUGCAAAACAUGUAUUGCUUUUCAUGAAAUUGUUGAUUUGCUUGGGCAGCUUAGAACAUGCUUUAAUAUAAAUGAAAAGUUACAUAGUGCCAUAUAAGAUAACAAAUGGCAAAGACAUAUUAUAUAGCUUUUUGUGUAGGGUAUGCAAACCCAAAGUCACCGUGACCCUCGAGUAAGGGAGAAAGAAACCCUUUCGAAAGCUCCUGCUUUUCAGGCAGUAAUAAUAUCACCUACGUUGAUUACUUCUCUUUAUUUUUAUGUCAUCGUUUAACAUUAAAUAUUACGUGGCAUCAGAAAUGAAAUUAAUGUGCAUUGUUACUUCAUUACCAGAAAACUGAAAAUAUUUAUGUAAUUAUGAGAAUAUUUUGAGCUAUUUUGUUUUUUUAUACUCUUAAAAAGUUGAGAAUUGUGAAGCACUUUUGUAAUUACUGUUACAAACAAGUAGAUUAAAGAAAGCUUUUAUUUGCACCAUAUUGUAUUAAUGUAACGUAAAUAAAAUAAUGCUUCAGUCGGAAA